CAGCGACGGCGUCGUCGCUUCGAGUUGCAGUGGCGUCGGCGCCGAGGCGCGAGUCGUUUGAUUCCGUUAUCAGUAGUGGUGCGAGCUGUGUAGGAGGAGGGCCGAUAUUCAGUUGUACUAGUGACAGUCCGAUGCUUCAUACGGACGAGACCUCAAAAAUAUUCUGAGGACGGAUGUAUAACAGACCUUACUAUCUGCAAUCCAUGUCCCUACACGCCUAAAAGCCAACCCGUAAAUAAAUCUUCCGUGGAUCUUCCAUUUUCGCGCUGCAAUAUGUCGCUCAGCCUUAUUUCUGAAACGCGGGGAUUACGCUGGUCGGGACCAUCAGCUAUCACGUGACAGCUGUCACCCUGGUUUGACGGGACCAUCGCUACCCUAUGCUGAUGCCUUACUCGCCCAUUCUGGUCCGAAUGUACAUGCCACGUGGUAGGCAAGACUCGGAGAUCUGGAAUUCAGAACGAGGUUUUGAGUAGGAACGAGUCUUACCACAUGAAAUGAGGGAAAAAUUCAGCAGCAAACAUGGGUUUUACAUAGUGAGGGGCAACCAGCCCUAGCAGAUCGUCGAUGAGAGCUGCGGAGCUAGCUUGAACAAGCUACCGAGCACAACAUCAGAGUAUUAGAGAAAUUUGAUUGAUGCAAAACUAUUAAAAGGCAGUAGGAAACGUACUCUAGUCGCCAGUAUUUAAAGUAUUUCAUAAAAAAACCUAAUAUUUCGAUAAGGAUUUAAUGUACUAAAAAUAUUACCGUAGAAUAUUACUCUGUGAGGUAUAAAAACAUAUGCGAAUUUGAAACGAACGAACAACUUGCCCGAAUGUAGUAAAUAUACAAUUAGUUAAUCAUUGAACAAUCAGCCAGAUUCGAAUGAUUUUAGUCGCAAAACAGUUAGCAACUAACUCUAGUAUAACGUAAGAACGUCGAAUCUCAACUGAUUAUCGUACAGUAAGUAAAUAUCAUCGAUUUAAAAAGUAAAUUCGAUGUAAGUGUAAUAAAUAACGCGACCCAUAGCGAAGACAAUCCUAGUUAUAAUAUUAAAAAAGAAAGAAAAAAAAGUAUAUAUUAACAAAACGAAAAUAGAAAUAAAACGUAAUUUCAAUGUUUAUCUUUAAACAUAAAUUUUAAAGUUGAAGUAGUUUGUUUUAUACCGAGCAGGUAUAAUUGAAAUUUAUCAACAUUUUAUUGAGAGCAAAUAGUUAUACAUGUUAUUUGUUGAAUCAUGUAGAGUAGAAUAUUAUCAAAUGAAUUUAUCUAUACAUGAAUUAUAUAAAUAUAUUGUACGUCUAUUUACAUCGCUACUGUUGAGCAGAAAGCGAAUGAACACAGUUGAUUUGUAACCCGACACGUUGUCAGUCCAUUGGAAAAGUGUAAUUCUAAUGAGAAUAUUCAUAAUGCUUCGAUCUCUAAUUGCCUAAAAAGAGAAAGCGAAAAAAUAUAUAAAUACGAUGUGGAGUAGAGUUGAAAAUGAUAAAAAUAAGUACAGAGAAAGAAAUACAGCAACGUAAAACAGUAGUAAGUUUCGUUACAACGCGUUAAGAUCGUUAGUUGUGGAAAAGAAAUCACGAAACGCAAUUAAAAAGAAAAGCAUAAGGUACUUGGGUGUCGCUAGUAAAAACUCUGAUACACGUACGUCGAGUAAAGAAGAGAGAGAAUGAAAAUGACAAUCCAAACGCGACAGACGUACCUGUAACGGAAGAUUCGGGGAAGUUUGUCCGACGCAAGCAAUCUGUGAUACGGCAAAUUGACAAAGGGGUUGAUCGCUGGCUCGUGAUCUCGGCAAAGAUCCGGUGGAACAGCACAUUAUACGCCGAGGAAAUCAAGAGCCGCAAGACGACGAAGACGAGUAAGGAAAAGUAUUCAUCAAGCGGCAUUGUAUUCAUCGAGACAAAAGAAGCACACCCAUCUUCAGAAUUUUGACUAAGUUUUUACUUUAUCACGUUCGAAGGUCGCCGUGUGUCAAAAACAGACGCGCGAUGAAUUUGGAAGUGGAGCUGAUAGCGGGGGUCAUAAAAGGUGGACCGCCCCCGGCGCACCUUCCCGCCCCCCGUCUCAUCAAGAUAUUCAUUGCCGGGGAACGUGACGAGUUCGUCGAAGAGAGGAAGCAGAUUCUCGAAGGAGUUGGACCGGAGCUGCAAGCUAUUUACGAUGACAUGGGAAUCGAGGUGCUGCUGGUGGACAUGCAGUACGGAACUGAUAAGGAUCCCGAUGUCAAUCCACGACUUGCGGAAUUGUUCUUGGAAGAAAUAACCGCAUCGCAUCGUCAUUCCAGAGGGUGUUUUUUUUUGCUACUGGUUGGCGCAGCUUAUAAAAGUGGUUGGGUACCGACGAAAUUUACGCAAGAAACAUAUAAGGCCCUCCUCACUCACUGUAACUUCCUCGAAGAAUAUUACACACACGACGGAGAUUGUUACGUCCUGAAAGCUUCCAGCGAGGAGACUGCUCACGAUGAUUGGCACCAGCACGAGUCAAAUUUAAGAAAAGCGUUAAAAAUAGCAGCAGAAUCGGCCAUUUUGGAAUACCCAGACAACACCGAGAUCAAAAAUAUAUUACAGUCAACCGCAGAACGACAAUUAGAACACGGCCUAAGUUUGGAUGAAGAUGGUAAUGGCGUGAUAGCGAUCGUACGAAAUUGGUCUGGUUCUACGGCACCUACCGUAGAGCCUGGAGCAUCGACGCUUAAAUCUAGAAUCGGAAGUAGCUUACCAGAGGAGAAUGUAAUGGAAUACGAGGUGGAAUACAAGCCCGGUGGAAUUGACUCCGAUUGUCUGUCGCACGAUAAAUACUUGACACGAAUGCGUCAACAGGUAUUAGACAGGAUUCAAUUCUUGGUGAAUGAGUCGGUUGAAACUGAUCCCGAGAUCAAAAGUCGAAAGAAAAUGGUGCAGGCAGUUUACGCGGAAAGUUUGGCGCAUUUGAGUUUGUUGAGAAAUGUGAGCCCCGCGGAUGAAGAUGUGAAGGCCAUAGGCCAAAUUAAAGAAUUGCUGCUAGCCGGAAGGGAUAGAAAGCAUGGACCAGUACUGGUAUGGGGUCCAAAGUCCUCUGGGAAAUCAGCAAUCCUGGCUACUGUAUAUGAAAAAGUGCCAAGCUGGUUCAAUGGACCAACUGUACGUAUCGUUAGGCUGUGCACAUCAACUCCAAGGUCGGCUUAUAGUUUAGAAUUGCUCAGAGUUCUCUGCGAACAUAUAGGAUUUUUGUCCGGUAACAACGAUGGCAAUUUGCCGAGAGAUGCAUCCUUCGAUCCCUUGUACUUGAACAACUGGUUCAGUCAGAUAAUGCGAGGAAUCGAAGAAAAUCCAAUGUCGGAACAGCUCGUUAUAUUGGUUGACGACCUGCAUCGGCUGCAUCCAUUGGAAUGCGACAUAGUCGCCGCGUUGUCUUGGCUGCCUUUGAAUCUACCAAAAGGUGUGCAUUUCAUCGCAACCACCGCCGUUCCACCUGAAGCUUUGAGGUUAACUCCACUCCAAAAAGAGAGACUGCGGAGCCCGGAAAUACUCAUUGAAUUACCGGAGGUCAAAAGCAAUGUACCUGAUGUUGAGGCCGCUUUUGACAGACUGGAACGAUUGAUUGGUCACAAGGCAGCAAACCGGAUUGGGUCCCUUUUGGCGUGCACGGAGUACGGGCUGUCGGAGACGGAAAUCUUGGAGUUGAUAAUGCCUACGGGAGACGAUGGACCUCUGGUACUCGCUAGUGGUCAGUUUGGCUUUGCGACAUGGUGUUUAGUGAGGCGAACUAUGACUCCGUGGCUUAAAGUUCGAGUCAUGAGUGGGCGUUUGAUGUUUUCGUGGCGUUGGUCAAGCGGGGAAAUGGCUCGAAAACGAUAUUUAGCUACCCAAGACGCUUCACGGUCAGCGUACGGCGAAGUGGCGAACUUAUUCUUCACCGAAGAUUCCGAGGAGAGUGAUCAAAAACCUCCUGAAGAUUCGGAUUCAGCACCGGCAAAGGAAACUCCAUUUCAAAGUGCGCCCAGAUCGCAAGAUAUUACUUACACUAUUCGUCACGUCGAAGAAGCCUGGCUACAUCUCCUUCGAGCUGGUGACGUUGAUCGAUUGAAAAGAUUGGCUGUCUGCGCAUUUGAUUUCUUGCUGGCCGCUGUCCAGAUGAUAUCUGUGAGCUACUUACGAUGCGUAUUGGAACAUGCCAGGAGGUAUUUACUUGAAAGGGACCUCGAACUAGUUUAUUACGCCGUUCGAAAGUCUAGCGACGUGUUGACAAGGGAUCCGUUACAGUUGGGAGCUCAGUUAAUUUGCUGGUUGAGACCCGUCGCUGAGGAUGAAGGAGAUUUGGUUAGUCGAAUGGUCAUGGCAGCGAUGGCAUGGUGCGAUGGAUAUGCUGCACCGCUGUUAGUUCCACUGAAUGGCUGGCUACAACCUCCUCUGCCUUUACAAAUUCGUGCUUUAUCCUGUCCACAAGGUGUCAGACUGAUCGAAGCUGCGCCAUCAGGCCAACACGUGGUGGUGGUACCUCCUCAAGGCGAUGCUGAACUGUGGCACGUGAUGUCGGGACAGCUAGUACACACAUUCAAAGGCCAUUCGGGACCAAUAUCAUGUCUGGCUAUCACGAAGCAGUCUCAGUAUUUGAUGACUGGAUCUGAAGAUACAUCUAUAAUCGUAUGGGACAUGAAAGAAUUGAUUAUGAAGCAACGAAUUUGUGAGCACAUUGCUCCAGUGCUAUCUUUGACGCCAGCAAUGGGAAAUUCGAUAAUCGUUAGCGGUGGUGAAGAUUCUAGGAUUAUAGCAACGCGAUUAUUGACUGGUGAAGUACUAAUGAAGGUAGACCAUCACCGUGGUCCAGUGACUUCAUUGCGCGUCGAUUCUGCUGGAGAAGUUUUGGUUUCUGGUUCAUACGACGCAACUGUUUGCCUCUGGUCGCUAGAGAGCUUUACUUUGUUGAAUACCAUCCCUCUUCCCUCUCCGGUUACAAUGCUCGAUGUGUCCACGGACUCGGUAUUCCUGCUAGCUGCUUGUGAGGAUAAAAAAUUGUACCUUCGCUCUCUGGCGACUGGUACUGAGAUACAUACGCUACGAGGUCACCAAGGACCGAUCAAAAGCGUAUGUCUCGCUAAGGAUUGCAGAAGAGCUGUGGCAGGUGGAGUUGACGGAAGGGUCUCUGUCUUCGACAUGCAUAGCGGAAGAUUGACGAAAGCUCUACCUGCUAGUCCAUCGGCAGAUGUGACAUCCGUCAAGGUAACCGAGAAAGAUGAUUUCUUGAUAACCGCUGGCGGAGGUCGAGUGACUUAUUGGAGUUUCCGCGGCGAAGAGGUUGCCCCGCGACCAACGAAGUCUGGUGGAAAGCAGGAAUCCCUUCAACCUCACGGUGCUCCAAUUUCCUGUUUAGAUGUGUCCAGAGAUGGCGCCAUGGCAGUUACCGGUGGUGUCGACUCUCUAGUUAACUUGUGGCAGUUGAAUACUCAUGAACUAGUUUCCACCUUGGAAGGCCACAUCGCAAGUGUUACUUGCGUCGCGUUUUCGGCUUCGGGACUCUUCGCAGCGUCAGGUUCCGAAGAUAAAACCGUGAGAGUCUGGGGACUGACGUUGGGCCUGGUAGUCGCCACCUUCAAACAUCAGGCUCCCGUUACUGCUGUGACUGUGAUGCUUGAUGGAAGAAGAGUCGUCAGCUCUGAUAGGGGUGGUGCCAUCAGGGUGUGGGCUGCUGACAGCGGAACGUUAAUCCAGUCUCUGUGCGGCCCGGGCCGAUGUUUUGCAGUAGCUUCUGACAUGAGAUACACAGUCUGCGGGUCCGGAGACAACCAUAUUAGAAUAUUGGGACUGGGAUUGGGACCGGAGGAAAAAUACCCGGUUUCUCACUCCCAAGAUAUCACUUGUCUCGUUGUUACCCCUGAUUCUCAAUCCCUCAUUACCGGCUCCAGAGACAUGAGCUUAAAAGUCUGGCAACUUGCUGGAGGAAAAUUGUCCCAGGUGUUGGUUGGACACACCGAUCACGUGACGUGCGUGGCAGUGGCCGUUUCGGACAAGUCCAUUGUAGUCUCGGGUUCGAGAGACGCGAAUUUGAUCGUCUGGGAUAUAAACACGGGCGCAGAUCUUCACACGCUGACUGGUCAUCUAGGGUACGUAACUUGUAUUCGGCUUUCGGGGGAUGGUACCUUGGCCGUAUCCGGGAGUGAAGAUAAGAGCUUGAUUGUAUGGGACACGAAGAAGGGAACUGCCCUCAGCUCCAUAAUGCUUCAUGUUCCGGUUCUCGGGGUCGAAAUGUCCACCGAUUGUUCGAGACUCGCGCUCCACCUAUUGGAACACAAGUGCUUGCCGAUUUUGUGUCUACACAAUACGCCCGCGCAAUAUGUCAAGCUGCCAGAAUACGUUGCUCCGAGAGAUCUGAGGCCUCCCGGACCGAAGCGACCGGCAAGAAGAUUGCUCAAAAAGGAAGUGUCCUUGGAUACUUAUACAUGGCAGCGAAAAUAUGGUCAUUUGACUUCAGGUAUAAUGGUCGCCGCGGUUGAGGAACGUCUAAAGCGUCGAUUCAGCGUUAGCGCGUCAAUGGAGGAAAUCAGCAAAGCUGGCCUAGCUGGUUCCCAGCCUGGAUUGGGUCCGGAACAAGCAGCCCUUGCACAAUCCCAGCAUUUUGAUCAACUGGAAGCACUCUGGAAUAAGCAAUCACCUCCGCCGAGACCGAGAGGUCUUGGCAGGACGCUGUCCAAACAGAGUUCUCUCCAAGCGACCCGAAUAUCCGACUCAGAGGAAGAAGCACAGGAAACAGGAUGCACCUUGCACGGUUAUCUACCCGGCUAAUCUGCAAUGGCUGACUCUCCGAAGCGCUUUUUCCCCGCAACUUCUCAGAAGAUUAGGGACAAUCUUCUGGACACACCCGUCUCUGAAUCCCUCCUCAACUAUCACCCAUUAUCAGACCUUGGGGUGUAAGACUCGCGUCAUUCUUUCACUGCAAUAACUAAAAUGUAACUCUACGUAAUAAAGUUAUAAAAACUUCGAA
Molecule: messenger RNA, 6936 nt
Organism: Neodiprion fabricii
Lineage: Eukaryota; Metazoa; Arthropoda; Insecta; Hymenoptera; Diprionidae
Product: protein qui-1
Exons: 18
Coding region: 1968-6737 (1589 amino acids)
Molecular function (GO): protein binding; ATP hydrolysis activity
Source: RefSeq, a predicted model, not a curated record